Molecule: messenger RNA, 1278 nt
Organism: Cylicocyclus nassatus
Lineage: Eukaryota; Metazoa; Nematoda; Chromadorea; Rhabditida; Strongylidae
Source: the annotation of a GenBank genome assembly
CCCUUCCACUCCUCUCUUGCACCUCUUCCCUUGCCUACUUUGCUCUUUUGAACACCGAUGAGCUCCAAUACGGCACGAUAUAACGAUAUCUUGGCAAAAGCACGAUGGUACCGAUGUUCUCCGGAAGUUCUUGAACUCCAACCAGACUUGAAUGCUCUCGACGAAGAGAAAGAUUACUGCGCAUUUUGUGUUUCAACAUUAUGUGAAGAUUGCCCUCCCAAGCCAAAUACCGUCAGCUGCAAAGAUAAAAAACCGAACUUCAGAAAACGAUUUGUAGAGCUACCGUGGUCCACUGACAAUGUCGUAGAUGGCCAGCAACGAUACGCAAUCAUUGGGAAAGCUCUAGAAGAUUUAGCCACCAAUGGUGCAGGAAGUGUCGAGGACGUUAUCAAUACAAUAAAACAAUACGCCUCAUGGGUCCCGUCUUUCGAUGGUCUCCGAGAUUACGUAGAUCAUCGCAAAAGCCAGCGAAUUCUCCAGACUAUAACAGGAAUAGCCGCACUAGCUGUUAAAGCAAAGUGCGUGAUUACUGGGCCUCUGCCCCUUUUGUCAGCCAGUCAAAGUGGAUCUGUAACUCUUAGCCAAGAACAAUGUGCAUGCAUUCUCGCAAAUGGAUUCUUUUGCACAUUUCCGAAAGAAAGAGGAUUUUGCAAUGAAAUAAACUUCUCCGAGAUUUUCCACGCCGCUGAUCAGCUGUCUCAUGGUAGGCUAGAUUUUCUGUUGCACUACUUUUCAAGAGUGCUAGAAAAGAUGCCAACUGGCUGUGUUUCAUUUUGUCGCACUGCCUUGAAAGAGGAUACCUUUCCAAACUGGGCCAACGACGAGUCACAGCUCCAAUCCGUCGCAGUGGAUCAAAGCGGAGGAUUUGGUAUCUUCUUGGGAUGUGCACCUGUUUACUUUCCUUAUCGAAUGAUUGGAGGCUCUGUUCUCUCCCCCACUCCUCUAAAUGUAUAUCAGGAGGGGAUUCGUUUCCUGGUUUGUCCAGAACUGAUUGUGUCCUGCCUUUUAUGUGAGCCAAUGACUGUAUCAUGGCUAAGGGAGCCUGAAGCGAUCCAAAUCGUUGGUGCGCAGCUCUUCAAUAAUUGUGAAAGAUACAGUGAUGGUGGAGGCUGGAUAUAUAGUCCUGCACCCGGGCCUUCUUAUUACCGCUACGAUGAUCAAGAUCGCGAUAAAUUCAGACGUGUGACAUCAGAGGUAAUCGUUUUGAAUGCUCCUUUCAACAUCCAUAGAUGGCAGUAUACCAAAGAAGGCAUCGAUGACGAGCUCAACAAGGCUUAG